Messenger RNA from Rhododendron vialii, 2153 nucleotides. RefSeq names its product rust resistance kinase Lr10-like. Bases 146 to 1852 code for a protein of 568 amino acids. The transcript has 3 exons. Gene Ontology annotation, molecular function: protein kinase activity; polysaccharide binding; ATP binding. Gene Ontology annotation, biological process: protein phosphorylation. NCBI's taxonomy places the organism in Eukaryota, Viridiplantae, Streptophyta, Magnoliopsida, Ericales, Ericaceae. The record is from RefSeq and is a predicted model, not a curated record.
CUCAUUGCAGAGAAGAAAGGAAGCCAUACAAUUCAUCUAAAACCUUUUUUAAACGACUCUAUUUCUACAGCGAAAUAGAACUAGCAUAAGUCUCUGCUAAGGAUUUUGAGAUAUUCAAAGAGAGAGAGAUAGAGAGAAUAGUACCAUGUCCAUAUAUUUUUUCCUCUUCUUUCUCCUAAGCCUUUCCAAAGCCCAGGACGAUUGCAGUACUCCAAAAACAUGCUCCGAUCACGGUCCACCAAUCCACUUCCCAUUCCGUCUGAAGAACCACCACCCACUACACUGCGGCUGUCCUGGCUUCGACCUCUCUUGCUCUCCAAACAACACCACCACCGUUCUCGACCUCCCUAAUUCAGUCAAAGUUUUAGUCACCCACAUCGAUUACAAAUCCCGAAUGAUUCAGAUUAAAGACCCACACAGCUGCUUCCCACAAAAGCUUCAAAACCUCAAUUUGUCCGCCACUUCCUUUCAAUUUGCAAAUUUCACGUACAAUUUUAGUUUAUUCAGUUGCCCUUCAACGAAACCGGAUUUCUCUUAUAGGGUCACUUGCUUCCGUGGCGACGGUCCUGAAGUAUAUGCCGAGAGAGGUGAGGUGAGUGUCUAUUAUCAGGAUGAUCCGCCCCUGAUGCUAUCUUGCAGAAAGAUGUAUAACUUGUUGGUUCCGAUCGAGGCGUUUCAUCAAGCUGAUCUGCAAUUGAAAUGGCACCAACGAGUUGAAGGUCAUGACUUGGAGAUUGCAUGUGUGACUUUAGGCUCAUUUUUGCUUCUUGUAAUCUUCAUUGCAAUGUAUUGGUUCUAUAGACAAAAGAAAAUAAAGAGAAAGGAUCAUCUAAAGAUUGAAAGGUUCUUGGAGGAUUAUAGAGCUUUGAAGCCGGCAAGAUACUCUUAUGCCGAUAUUAAGAAAAUUACAAACCAAUUCAAGGACAAAGUAGGCCAAGGAGGAUAUGGAACAGUGUACAAGGGACAACUUUCCAAUGAUGUUUAUGUUGCGGUUAAGAUCCUCAAUAGCACUAAGGGAAAUGGAGAAGAGUUCAUCAACGAAGUGGGAAUAAUUGGUACAAUCCACCACGUCAAUGUGGUUCGCCUGGUUGGAUAUUGUGCUGAUGGAUUCAGAAGAGCUCUUAUUUAUGAGUUCUUACCAAAUGAUUCGCUGGAAAAGUUUGCAUUAUCUGAUCGCGAUAAGCGUUUACUUGGUUGGAAAAAGCUGCUAGAAAUUGCUAUGGGCAUAGCCAAAGGAAUUGAGUAUCUUCACCAAGGAUGUGACCAACAAAUCCUUCAUUUCGAUAUUAAACCACAUAACAUCUUGUUGGACGAGAACUUGAAUCCGAAGAUAACAGAUUUUGGUCUAGCUAAAUUGUGUUCUAAGGAACAAAGUGUUGUAUCCAUGACUACUGCUCGUGGUACCAUUGGCUAUAUUGCACCAGAAGUGUUCUCAAGGAACUUUGGGAAUGUGUCAUACAAAUCAGAUAUUUAUAGUUUCGGAAUGUUGUUGCUUGAAAUGGUAGGAGGAAAAAAGAAUUUCGAUGUAAUGGUCAAUAGCACUAACCAAAUUUAUUUUCCCGAAUGGAUUUACAAUUGUUUGGAUAGUGGAGAAGAGCUAGGAAUUCAUAUUCAAGAUGAAGGAGAUGCCAAGAUUGCAAAAAAGUUGGCAAUCGUAGGACUUUGGUGCAUUCAAUGGUACCCAGUUGACAGGCCUUCAAUGCAUGGUGUGAUUCAAAUGUUGGACGGAGAUGGAGACACUCUGAUCAAGCCUCCCAAUCCGUUUGCCUCUACAAAUCCAACUUUGGCCACGGGUCAGGCGAGUGGAAGGCCUUUUAACAGUGAGUUGGAAGUUAUUGUUGAAUCCGAGUGAGAAAGAUAAAACCACUAUCUUUUUCAUCAAUUGAUACGUGACACCGUGAGAUAUUAAUGUACCGAUGUAUAGCCUUACCAUAAAGCUUCUGUUGUGCUUUGAGUAACUGAUUUGCCUCCAAUAUAUGUACUGGUAUUAGAAGAUCACACCCAAUUCGUAAUGUUAUUUUUAUCGUCUUUUCUAGAGUUAUUGAUGGGAUAUCUAUCCCUUUGUUGUAGUCCAUGGUAGCUAAGAAACAUUUUGUACCGUAACUAAAAAAAGACUUUUGCAGAUUAACGCUUGUGGUAUAGUUGUUUGGAAA